Salvia hispanica is the source of this 393-nucleotide messenger RNA. The record is from RefSeq and is a predicted model, not a curated record. NCBI's taxonomy places the organism in Eukaryota, Viridiplantae, Streptophyta, Magnoliopsida, Lamiales, Lamiaceae.
AUGUGCCUGUUCAAAGCUAAAAAGAAAUGUGGUCUGCAUGUCUGCAAUGCUGUGCUUGUUACCUGUGAUAAAGCCUAUGCAAAUGUUGUGAAAACUGAUAAAACUGUGCUUUGGCACAAUAAGAUAGGUCACAUGAGUGCUAAAGGCCUUAAUAUCCUGAAAAAGCAUGCUAUCUUAUCUGAUUCUGAUGUGCAUGAUGAUCUACCUUUUUGUGAUACCUGUGUGCUGGGUAAACAGCACAAAGUUUCUUUCCCUACUCCUACUCCUGCUAAUGUUAGUAAGGAUAUUCUUGAAUAUGUGCAUAUGGAUGUAUGGGGACCUGCUUCUGUGUCUACUCAUUCUGGUGCUGUGUAUUUCUUGUCCAUAAUUGAUGACUUUUCAAGAAAAGUGUAG